GAUAUCAUAUCCUCUAUGAUUGAACCCUUAAUAAAGAACUAUGGACAAUAUCAAUGAAUCUCAACACUCAUAACACUAGCAAUUUCACAUUUUUCCAAAACUUGUGUUUGCCAUGGCAAUGGACCUCUCAAGAAUCACGGUGAGGCCAUUCAAGCUAGCCGACGCGGACGACAUGUUGUUAUGGGCCGGCGACGAUAGAGUCACUGGCAAUACACGAUUGGAUGUCUGUGUGUCCAAAGAACAAGCCAUAGCAUUCAUCAGAGAUGAAUGCAUGGCGCAAGAAUUCAAAAGAUCUAUUUGUAUGGACGACCGGUCGAUUGGGAUUAUUUGGGUGAUUCCAUGGCUUGGUGAAGACAACUUCAAGGCUGAUUUAGGGUAUGCAUUAGGGUUCAAGUAUUGGGGCAAAGGAAUAGCCACAAAAGCAGUGAAGAUUGUUUUGUCACAAGUGUUCAAUGUGUUACCUUAUUUGAAGAGGUUGCAAGCUUUUACCCUUGUGGAGAACAAGGCCUCCCAAAGGGUGUUGCAAAAGGUAGGUUUCCAAAGGGAAGGAGUGCUUAGGAAGUUCUUUUAUUUCAAGGGCAACUUUGAGGAUUUCUUGGUUCAUAGUUUUUUGUCAACAGAUGAAAUUCCUCCUCUAGAUUAGUUGUUAUUAGCGGUUAUGGCUAUUUUUUUCUUGAAUGUAAUUUUGAUGCUUGUGUAUGUCACAACUGUUAUUUUGGAUGAUCAUUCAUGGGAUCAAUAUAAAAAAUAGUUAUUUUUGCUAA
Molecule: messenger RNA, 764 nt
Organism: Arachis duranensis
Lineage: Eukaryota; Viridiplantae; Streptophyta; Magnoliopsida; Fabales; Fabaceae
Exons: 1
Coding region: 113-643 (176 amino acids)
Molecular function (GO): acyltransferase activity, transferring groups other than amino-acyl groups
Source: RefSeq, a predicted model, not a curated record